UUUUUGAGUUGCUAACUGCUUCUUAUUAUUAUUAUAUUUUGCGUUAUUGCAACUUAACGGACAUUAUUGCAACCGGCGUACUGAUUUCUUAAACAGAUUCGAAGCAGCAUAUGUUAAAAUUUAUAUAAGAAACAUCUGCUUCGAUUUCUGUUAAUUUUCAAAAAUUUUCUUAUAGUCCUGUUUAACAUAAUAAUGCAUAAAUGAAUACAUGUUAUAAUAAUUUGGCAUAUAUUUCAGAAAAUUAUAGUCUUAUGUUGGUUCCUUAUUACCGCUUGCUGUGGUUUCAUAUUAUACGCUCUUUAUGAGCGACAAAUGGUCAUUCUAUUUGCUGCUAUUUCCAUUGCUCUAGUCAGAUUAAUUUUAGAAGUACUUUUAGCAGGGAUAUUUAUAUAUACAAUUAAACAAAAAGACAUUAUUUAUCAAUUCUUCUCGUUUAAGAUGUGGGUCCCUUUUAGCAGACUUUCAUAUUGUGCUUAUCUUAUACAUCCUGUCAUCAUUCGAUUUGUUAAUCUCCACAGUGAAACAGCAAUUCAUCCUGAAAUUUUCUCUUUAUUUGUUAUGGGCGUAGGUUACAUUGUAAUCAGUUACUUUUAUGCUUACAUAUUAUAUGUUACAAUUGAGAUACCCUAUAUAUUAUUAAUGCGAAUGUUUAUUCAAUCCCGCAAUGCAAACAAAUGUGAAAAGCAUGAAAAGAAAAAAUCUUAAAAUUUUUAAUAUAUACAUGUUGUACAUUUAUAUAUAAUAAUAUGUAAUUAUGUAUACUUAUGUGUAUCUAUAUGUAAUAUUAUAUUAAAUUAUAUUAAGAGAUGCUGUAGUGUGUUAAUUAAAAACACAUAGCAGAAUAAGUUACCGUUUUUAUUAAAAAUGUUAGAUAAUAUUAUCUAAAAUAAUUGUAUCAUUAUUAUAAUUGUUGAGUACUUACGUAAUGUUGAACGAACCCUGCCUCCAUUUCAGUUAGGGACAGAUUACUAGUCUAGUUAAUUUUUCUAGUCCUUGCGACAUCUAGUCUAAGCAUAGGCGUCACUUCCGUUCUUGGCUACCGACACUAGGACACAGUUAGUAACAGUGAUAUAUAUCCACACAAACUUGCAUAAGCGCAUAAGCAUAUACAUAAGAAAAUUGAUUGGUCUACAAGCACUUACAUAAGAAAGUAGACCAAUCGAAUUUCUUAUGCAUAUGCUUAUGCGCUUAUGCAAGUUUGUGUGGAUAUACCAUGAGUCUCACGAGGAAGGUCGUCGAGGAAAGAUCAAAUAAAUUUGUAUUACUCAGAAAUUUGGUGCAAGUUAUUUUUUAUCCCGAGGAAGUAAUAGCGUCCACAUACGCACAUGACACGAGUCACAAGUAAUCGCGAGCACAAUUAAGCUGUAUAUCACAAAACAUUGGUCCUUCGAGCCGGAUACAUUGGAGAUAUCAAGGUUUAAAACGAUCUCUCACGCACGUGUGUGCGGGCUGUACGUCGCGCGACGCAGCAUCACAUCACGCUUAGAAGUGCAAAUCAGAGCAGUGUAUUGUGGAACUCGUUUAAGCAUCAUAUUCAUCGCACUAUUAGAAUCGUUCUUCUCAUUGGGCGAGCUCUUAUCCUCUGCGAGCGGUCCGGCGUGGCUAGCCACCCAUAGUCACUUGAAAUCACAUCGCAUUAUUCGAGGCGGCCAUAUUGUCUUGCCAGUAGUACCACGUGCUAUCCUGCGCAUCCGGGCCCAUUACGCUGGAAGCAAGGGGCGCCACCGUGUUCACAAAAUCAUCGAAAAAGGUCAUCUGUCAAGGCAAGCGCACGGAAGGCGAUCCCGGACGUCGAACACUGGAACACAUCAUCAUCGAGGCAACGGAGCUUCGAAAGAGGUGGUAUACCACAAAAAAUCUGUCGCGUUGCAUUUUUGUUUAUUAAUUACACGUAAGUUAGCAAUUUUGUCGUUGUACAAUACAUCAAAAUGAACCUAUCGGAGAAUGAAGCAAAAACAAAACGAAAAACGAUCAAGGCCGCGGCUACUAGACUUAAAAGUUAUAUUGAGUCACUUCAAUCCGAACGGGCCACGAAAUUUGAGUUAGCUGAGCGUAAAGACAAAUUUGCGAAUUAUUCAAUCAAUUUGACGAAAUACAAUCGCAAAUCGAAUACCAGAUGCCAGAUACCGAAGCAAACGCGGAGAAUCAUUCCGAAAAGCGCGCGCGACUUGAAGAGGCAUAUUUCUACGUCAUGUCCUUAUACGAACAGCGUAUCGAUUUGAUCGAAUAGCAAUCGCGGGCUGCUUCUCAAUCAAACAGUAAUAACGACUAUCGUCAAACAAAUCAAGACAAUGCAGAUAAUUCUCAAGUUCGGUUACAAAAAAUUGAAUUGCCCAGUUUUUCGGGAUCAUAUGAAGAUUGGUAUACGUUUCACGAUUUGUUUCCAAAACUUAUUCAUACGAACGAUAAAUUAUCUUUCACUCAAAAAUUUCAUUACUUACGCUCGUCGUUAAAGGGCAAGGCGGAGGAAAUUGUCAAAUCAUUUGAUAUCACGGCGGAUAAUUAUGAAGAGGCUUGGCAAUUAUUGAACAAACGUUUCGAUAACAAAAGGCGUAUAAUACAAACCCAUGUUAAGGCUAUAUUCGAGAUUGUUCCAAUAUAUAAGGAAAAUUGCACGGCAUUGCGCAAUCUGCUUGAUAGCAUUCUUAAACAUUACAGAGCCCUUAAGGCUCUGCAAAGGCCGGUUGAGAUAUGGGAUGACGUGAUAAUUCAUUUAACAUUAACUAAAAUCGAUUCUGUUACGGCAAAGAAAUGGGAAAUGAGUCGCGAUGACUCGACCAUACCUACAUUCAAACAGCUCACUAAUUUUUUAUCAAAGAGAUGUUAGGCUUUAAAAACGUUUUCCAGUAAAUCAUCAACGAACCGUAUGAAUUCUGACGCGUCGAAUAGCACCCAGAAGGCCAAAAGUCCUAGCGCGCAUGUUACCACGUCGAAUCAAUCUUGUAUACAUUGCAAAAACAAGCACUUUCUAUUUCAGUAUGAAUCAUUUCGUAAACUUACCCCCGAAAAACAUUUUGAGGUUGUUAAAAACGCUCACAUGUGUUAACUGUUUGAAGUCGGGACAACAUCAAGCGAAAAAUUAUACGGCGAGCUCUUGUCGUAAAUGCGGGAAGUCGCAUAACUCGUUACAUUUUGAAACGGCAAAGGCCGAUGAUUCAAAACAUAAAAGUCAAGCAGUCGUUAACUCAUCUAAUCCAGCAAACGCACUUUCGACGGGUUUUCUAUUACCCGUGGCUACUCAAUGCAGCCAAAUUAGCAAUGCCUCCAAGAUAUUUCUCUCGACAGCCAUUAUAGUCAUACACGUCAACUAUGGAGUUGACGUGUAUGACUAUAAGGGAGAGCUUCACGGUUAUAGAAUAUUGUUGGAUAGCGGUUUUCAAUUAAACUUUGUUACAGAGCAUUUCUUGAACAAAGUUCGGCUUGAUAGUCGUGAGCUACACAUGUCAAUUUCUGGAAUAGCAAAGGGAACAUUUGAAACAAAGAAAAUAGUCGAAAUUACAUUUCGAUUGGGCGUAAACGCAUAUAUUGGCAAAAUUGAAUGCAUAGUUCUCCCCAAAAUCACGCAAAACUUGCCACAAGAAUUCUCUUCCGUUUCGGAAUUUAAAAUUCCAUCAAAUAUAAUACUCGCUGAUCCCAACUUCAACAUCCCGAAUGAAAUCAACAUGUUCAUAGGCGCUCAAUUGUUCUGGCAACUUAUCUGUGUUGGACAGAUCAAGGCGUGUACAGUGCAUCCUACUCUGCAAAAAACUAAAUUAGGGUGGAUUAUUUCCGCCGCGGCGUGUAACUCCUCAGACCAAGCAACAACAGCCGUAUGUCAUGUCACGGCAAUCGACAAAUUGAACAAAGCCAUUUUUAAGUUUUGGGAAAUCGAGCACAACAUCCCCCUUGGAAGUCCAUCGCGCUAUACGCCCAAUGAACGAGCUUGUGAAGAGCAUUUCUAA
Molecule: messenger RNA, 3941 nt
Organism: Monomorium pharaonis (pharaoh ant)
Lineage: Eukaryota; Metazoa; Arthropoda; Insecta; Hymenoptera; Formicidae
Exons: 3
Coding region: 2919-3941 (340 amino acids)
Source: RefSeq, a predicted model, not a curated record